Molecule: messenger RNA, 1502 nt
Organism: Paramecium sonneborni
Lineage: Eukaryota; Ciliophora; Oligohymenophorea; Peniculida; Parameciidae
Source: the annotation of a GenBank genome assembly
AUGGAUCAAAUAUCUAAUUAUAUAAAAAUUUGGGGUUUACCAGAAGGAUUAAGCGAAUAGGAUGUAGUAUAGAAAUUUAAAAUUAUUGGAAAAAUUGUCAAAAACAAAUAAGUAAAUAAUGUUUGGUACAUUGUUUUUGAAGAUGAAGUGGAAAACGAAAGUGUAUGUUUUAUUAUCAAUUUUAUAGCUGGAGUUUUUGCAAGACACUUAUUCAUCUAUUAAAUAUGUUGUUGGAUCAGAAAUGACACCUUAAGAUAUUUAGAAAUUUUCAUCACUAUUUUCAUAAAAUGAUGAAGAAGAAUAGUAGAGAAAAAGAUUAGAAUAAGAAAAACUUUAGGAAAUUGCCAAAAAAUAGUAAGACGAUUCUAGAUAAAAAAUGUUGCAAUAACAACAAGAUUUUUUAAGAUAAUAAGAAGAAUAAAAAAAAAAAUCCUUAAAGGAAAGAGAAGAAGCUUAAUAGAGAGAAGAAGAGUUAAAAUAGAAAUUAUUAGCUGAAGCUAGAUAAUAAAUUGACCUUUAAUAAAAAAUUGUAAAAUAUAUAUAAGAUAAAAAUAGUAAGAAUAAUAAAGAUAAGAUUAAUAGAGAUAAGAUUAAAUACGAUAAGAAUAAUUAAGAUAAGAAUAGUUGAGAUAAGAGUAAUUAAGAUAAGAAUAAUUAAGAUAAGAAUAAUUAAGAUAAGAAUAACUAAGAUAAGAAUAGUUGAGACAAGAUUAAAUAAGAUAAGAAUAAUUAAGAUAAGAAUAAUUAAGACAAGAUUAAAUAAGAUAAGAAUAAUUAAGAUAAGAAUAAUUAAGAUAAGAUUAAAUAAGAUAAGAAUAAUUAAGAUAAGAAUAGUUGAGAUAAGAUUAAAUAAGAUAAGAGUAAUUAAGAUAAGAAUAAUUAAGAUAAGAUUAAAUAAGAUAAGAGUAAUUAAGAUAAGAUCAAAUAAGGUAAGAAUAAUAAAAAUAAGAAAAAAUAAGACAAGAAUAAUCAUAAUUAAAUUAAUAGAUUAAUUAACAAUAACUAGAUUUAUAAAAGGAAGCACUUAGAGAAGUAUAAGCCUUAGAGUUCGCUAAAUCUUAAUUUUAAUAAAAAUAAUAGCCUGAUCAAAAAGAGUAGGAAUAUAACAAAACAAUCUAAACUUUGUAGAAUAAGAUUACCGAAACUGAAAACCAAUUGUAAAAAUUAAAAGCUUAGUAUCAAAAUCAAUAAGAGUAUUAAAUUAAGUAGUAAAGAGAAGUUUAGGAUUUGAAAGCUUCAAUAGGCAAUGUCAUAUAACAGAGAGAUAAUGCUAUUGCUAUGUUUAAGGAAAAAUAAUCAAACUAAGAUAGCACAGUCACUCAAUAAGAUAUGGCCUUUUUAGAAUAACAAUAGUAAUAGAAUCCAUCAUCGGGCUAAAAUGUGUUGUUUAAAUUUGAAUUUUGGGUAGUGUUAGUUGGUGCUUGGAUAUUAAGUUAAGCAAUUAAUUUUUUAACGUGAUCCUAGAAUGAUCUAUGAAUUAUCAAAUAUUAAGUAUUUAUUAA